UUAUAAAUUUAAUAUGGAUUUGGAUGAUUUAAACUGCAUUCAAAGACAUUUGCGAACCAAUUCUAUUGAUGUCCACCCGACGGAAAAAGCAAUUAUCAUAAACUAUGAAUUAGAGGCUUCACUUGUCGGUGAUUUAGGUGAUACUAUGCUUGAGGAAAGUCGACAAUUGCAGAAAAUUAUUCGUGUUAAGAAUUUGGAUGAAUGGACUGAUAUCAAGCAAUUGGCUAAAGAGUUGAUCGAAAAGUGUGAUUUAAUACCUGCUUCCAAAUACAAUGAAUUGACCACUUUAUUACAUUAUCUGCAAACACGUAAAGAAGUUGCAACUACUAGACCACAAACAGCACUAUCAGAUCGUAUGAAAAAUAUGCUCAUCGAUAGACCUGAUUCAGAGACAAGAGAUACCACCGAAGAAGCGGUCAUCGAUAAACUCGAUCAUUACAUUGAACUUCUUUAUGAAGAUUUGCCCGAAAAAAUAAAGGGUUCACUUUUAAUACUCAAAUUAAGUAAAAAUAGUGAAAAUCUAAUUGAAUUGACAACUAAUGAAACAUUGGUUUGUGCAUUGGCUCGAGUUCUUCGAGAAGAUGGCAAAAAGUCAUUGGAAUUGGCCAUUAAUAUUGUCUUCAUAUUUGCAUGUUUUUCAAAUUACUCUCAAUUUCAUAUAACCAUAAGUCAAUUCAAAGUCGGAUCCAUAUGUUUUGAUUUAGUUGAGUGUGAGCUGACUCGAGAGGACAGUUGGAUACAGGAGUUAAACGAGAAGAAAGCACUGGCAGAGGGACACUACAACCUGACAGCACAGGCAGACUUUGAGAAGAGUCUCAAGAGAUAUCAACUAUUAAUCCGUAAACAAAAUAAUUUGCUUCGAGUUGUCUAUUAUUUGUUACUCAACUUAUCAGAAGAUACUAAAGUUGAGAUCAAAAUGGUUAACAAAGGAAUUAUUCGACUUUUAGUCAAAACAUUAGAUCGCGAUUCACAAGAGUUGCUGUUGGUUGUGGUCCUCUUCCUCAAGAAGUUGUCGAUAUAUAUAGAAAAUAAAAAUCAGAUGAAAGAGUUAUCAAUUAUCGAGAAGUUGGCGCCAGUAUUAUCCUUAACCAACGAAAAUCUUGUUUCCAAUACUUUAAAACUAAUGCAUAAUCUUAUAUUUGAUAAUCAGCUCCGAGUUGUCGUAAUAAAGACGGGACUCAUCUUAAAAUUAGUUACUUUUCUUAGUAAAGACAAACACACGAAGACUGUAUUAACAAUUUUAUAUCAAAUCAGUCGUAACGACAAAUGGAAGACACUCUUCAGUUAUUCUUCUGAAUGCAUUCAUCUGAUUGUCUCAAAAGUACUGAAUCCGACCCCUAAUACAUAUAAUGAGAUCAUUUCGUUAGCAAUCAAUUUAGCUCUAAAUCAACGAAACGCUCAAUUAAUGUGCGAUAAUUCAUAUUUGAAUGAACUGUUUGUUAAAUGUUUUGAGACAAAAGAUCCACUUUUGUUGAAACUGUUGCGAAAUAUCAGCCAUCACGACGACCCCAUCAAAAUGCUAUUCAUUGAUUAUCACAAACAAUUGAUAGAAAUUAUGGUCAAUGAGACCAAAGAAGAAAUAAUAGUUGAAUGUUUAGCAAUAAUAUCAAACUUGACUUUAACUCAAAUCGAUUGGUAUUCACUAUUCAUUGAAUACAAUCUCUUUGAAUGGAUUUACGAGAGAAUUAAAGUUGGAAAUACCACCGAUGAUGAUAUUAUUCUACAAUUAGCUAUAUUUAUAGGAACAGCUGUCAAUCAACGAGAAUGUUGUUUAUGUCUUAUGGAUAACAAAAUUAUCCAACUUUUAAUCGAUCUGUUAAAUGCCAAACAAAAAGACGAUGAGAUAGUCAUUCAAAUUAUUUACGCGUUUUAUAUGUUUGUCAGACAUUCAGAAGCCAGAGAUGUGAUCGUAAAAGAUUCGCAAGUGGCCCCAUAUUUGAUAGAUCUUAUGCACGACAGGAAUAAAGAUAUCAAAAGGAUAUGCGACGCCACUCUUGAUGUGAUAGCGGAAUGUGAUCUCGAUUUGGCCUCAAAGAUAAAAGAGGAAAAAUUCUGUUCCCAUAAUAAGCAAUGGCUUGAAAUGAUUGAAUCGCAAGCCUGUGAUACUAUAGAUCAACUCAACAAUGGUUUGGAUGAGUCACUGAUAUAUCCGGAACUACUCAUCAAAACAGAUCUUUUGAAUGAUUCGAGUUCUGACAAUCUGUCGGAUGAACACUCCAUUCAACAGUCAAUGCAAGCCAUGUCCUUAUCUAUUGAUGGCAGUGAUGAACCUGUUUUUGUUAGCACUAAAAAACAUGAUAUUAUACCAGCGUUAGUGACCACAGCUAUAAAGAGACCACAAACUGGAUAUAAAAAUAGAAGUAGUACAGCGACCGCAAGGGUUAACAAUUGA
Messenger RNA from Oppia nitens, 2392 nucleotides. It is a transcript of the gene Kap3, whose product is annotated as kinesin-associated protein 3-like. Gene Ontology annotation, biological process: microtubule-based movement; cilium organization. The transcript has 8 exons. Lineage: Eukaryota; Metazoa; Arthropoda; Arachnida; Sarcoptiformes; Oppiidae. Gene Ontology annotation, molecular function: kinesin binding. Gene Ontology annotation, cellular component: kinesin II complex; axoneme; ciliary transition zone. The record is from RefSeq and is a predicted model, not a curated record. Bases 14 to 2392 code for a protein of 792 amino acids.